AUGGCCGAGGGGCUUUACGAUCUCCUCCGGCAACAUUUGCCAACGGCAGAUCAGGAGGAAGACCGCUUGCCAACUCCUGAACAAGCCAGAUAUCUGUCCCGAGUAUUGUCCCUUCGCCUCGCAGAUCUGACCGGGACCGAGCCAGAGUCUUUGCAACAGUCGAUCCAUAGCAAUAAUGUGUCGAUACAGGCCCUCAGCUCAAGGUCGUACCGCACAACAACGGCUUCUUUCGAACACCUGAACACUCUUGGCAGUGCUCUUCAAGGAAUCUCGUCUUCCGUGACGGAUAUCAGGAAUGCCGUACCACAGCUUGACGAGACCGCUGUAAAAUUUGCUACAUCCUACAGCAAGAUUUCCGACGCCAAUCAAGCUUUGGAAGCGCGCAAGAAAUCGAUGUUGCUCGCUCGCCAGGCAGACAAAGUCCAGGACAUUGUUGAACUGCCCGCCUUGCUGUCUACAGCUAUUGCGUCUGCAAGCACCACGACAUCUGGAGGAGCCAAUUAUUCUCAGGCAUUAGACCUUUUCGCCCACAUCAAGAGGCUGCAGAUCUUGUACCCCGAUUCUAAGCUUGUUAAGAAAGUCCAACAGCAGGCCAAGGCGGCGAUGAAGGAGAUGACGACGAACCUCCUCAACUCAUUGAGAAAUCAGAGCAUAAGACUGGCAGCAGCAAUCAGGACUAUUGGCUGGCUUCGAAGGGUUUUGCCGGAGCUGGCUAACAAAGACCAACUAUCACCCGCUGCCGCUUCAACAACUACACUGACAACUUCAGCUGCAUCGCACCAAGAUGAGGAUGAUUUUGGAGCUAUCUUCCUCUGCGCUCGGCUCUGCACUUUUCUGGCCAUGACCGAAGCGUUGAGCCCGCUACGUGAUCUUGGAGAUCAAGAGACUGCCAGGCGCUUGCAGCAGCCAGACGGCAGUAAGACUACCGAGCCCGCCCGCCGCCCCUCCCACCAACAAGGCUACUCAUUUCAAGGCCAGCAGACCGAGAGAUAUCUCAAGCGAUACAUUGAGAUCUUCCGCGAGCAGUCCUUCUCUACAAUCUCCAUGUUCCGCAACAUUUUCCCACCAUCAGAAGACAAGGCUUCUGAGGAGGAUCUGCUUCCGCUACCAUCCGCCCUGGCUACUUUUCCCCUACAUCUUGUCAACGUCUUCAUGGAGACACUUCGUGAAUAUCUCCCCAAUGUUACGGACUCAGCAGCUAGAGAGAGCUUGCUGAUGCAAGUGCUUUACGCAGCCAACAGUCUUGGUCGACUCGGCGCCGACUUCAGCAUGAUGAUCGCGACGCUCGCGCCAACCAGCAACGUCGGCGGCGCAGAAGACAACGAGACUGAGCCUGAGUGGCUCAAGAUCAUCAAGAAGCAUAAAGUGCAGGCUGCGAGACUGGAGGCCAUGGCGGCGGGUCAGGAACAGUCCACUGCUGGUACAACAUCGGUAAAUAUCGCCGUCCGCUGA
Messenger RNA from Cyphellophora europaea CBS 101466, 1452 nucleotides. RefSeq lists its product as uncharacterized. NCBI's taxonomy places the organism in Eukaryota, Fungi, Ascomycota, Eurotiomycetes, Chaetothyriales, Cyphellophoraceae. Gene Ontology annotation, cellular component: COG complex. Gene Ontology annotation, biological process: intra-Golgi vesicle-mediated transport; cytoplasm to vacuole targeting by the Cvt pathway. The record is from RefSeq and is a predicted model, not a curated record. Bases 1 to 1452 code for a protein of 483 amino acids. The transcript has a single exon.